AUGGAUAGUCCAUGUCGUGUUAUGGUUAAUGUUGGUACUCAAGCAGCAACGAAUAAUCGAGAUUUGUUACCGCUAUCCAAUGAAGCGUUUUUAGCUGAUUUUACAACAAAAUCAUCAAUAUCAGAUUUUAAUUGUAAUGACAACAGAAGAUAUUCUCGUCCAUCGGAUGGAACACGAAUGGAACAAAUAACAAUUCAACCAUCAAUGGGCGUAAAACCAUUUUUAGCCCCAGAUUCAGCAAUUCUUCAGAUUGUUCGUAGUGGAAAUGCGCAACAAGAAUCAUUUCCACAACAGCAAUAUGGUUCAUUGCCACAGCAGCAUUUUAACAGUAACAAUGGUAUGUUUAAUAAUCGACGUCGUUUUAAUAAUACUAAUGGUUAUAUGAACAAUCAAAAUUUCGGACUCCUUGGUGCUCGCCCACGUCAAACAUCUCCAAAUCGAUCAUCAUUAAAUCGUCGUUCAAAUAAUAUGUAUGCUGAUGAAUUGAAUCCAUUUCAACAAAAGAAUCGUUUUCAGCAGCAGCAACAAUUCAAUAAUAACUAUUCACAAGCUUAUGAUAAUCGGAUGAAUGUAGUUGAUCAAUUACUUGCUGCCAGUCGCCCAUUGCCCGUAUCGUUUAAACCUCAAGCAGUCAAUAGCGGUCAAUCAUCUCAAUAUCACCAGCAAACACGACCAUUUAUUAAUCGUCGUCCAAUGUCUGCACAACAAGAACAAUUUAUGCAUAUGAAUAUGCAACAACAAUCAUUUUCACAAUCAAAUGGUGGAUAUUUUUUAAAUAAUCAACGAUCAAACCGUGAUGUUAGAAUGAAUAGAAAUGCCGGUGGUAUGUGGUUCGAUCGUCGUGGUGGUGAUGGCAAUAAUCGUCCUAUAAUGAGAACAAAUUAUAACAAUUCAUAUCAAGAUCAAUAUUAUUCAAAUAAUGAUGGUGGUUAUAAUUACAAUUUCGAUAUUUUUCCAUAUUCGGCUCCGUUUCGACCACAAUACAAUAAUAGUAAUUACCGAAGAAAUUAUAAUAAUAUAAACAAUUAUCAACAAGCAAAUGAAAUGAGACAAUAUUGGUAUGGCGGUAUGCAACGUGGAACAUAUCAAAGACGAUCAAUGGGAAGACGUGGGGCAACGCGUGGACAACUGUCUCGUGCUAAUCGUAAUAGCGGCUAUGGCCGACAGCGCGGUGUUGCUAUUACAAAUCGUCGUGGACGUGGUGCAGCAAGAGGUCGCGGUAGUCGUACUACUAAAUCAAAUCGACAACAAAAAUCACCAACAAUUCCAGCAACACCAAAUGCAAAUGGAACUUCGCCGUUAAAAACAAAAACCAACAGUCAACAACAAAAACGUCGUACAAAGUCAAAGCGUAAAAAUCGUAAGCAAGGAUCAAAAGAUAAUACGGAAGUUGUUGUAUGUAAUUAUAUCGAUACUUUGCUCGGUCAACUCAUUGUCGAAGCCGUAUCCGAAUCCUUAUCUAUUGAAGGUGCUACAACGGAUGCUACAACAACAGCUGAUGAAAACAAAAAAUCCAAAAAAACAAAAAAGGCAGGAACAGCUCUAAAAACUAACACAAGCGAAUGGGAUGGCAGUAGUAGUAGUGGUGAAAAAGAAAAACGAACAGUACAAAAUGAUGAUGAAAAAUUAGCAGCAACACCAACAGAAAAUAAUGAUGAAUGGCAUGAUAUCGACAAGGAUGAUGAGUCAGACUCUUCAUCGUCUUCUUCGUCACUAAAUCAUUCACCAAAUCUGACAAUGACUGGUCAUCACAACUCUGAACAGACAACAACGGACAAAAGCAAAGAAACAGCAUUACCACCUAGGGACAAGACGAAAGAUGCUGCUGCUGAUAACAAAAGAUCAUUGACGAAUGAACAAAAACAACCGUCUCUUUCACCAAGUGCAUCCGAUUCAUCCAUGGCUGUUAACGUUGGGCAUGUUUCAUCAUUAGUUUGUCCACCAACAUCAAAUCAAAUUCGUUCAGCUUCCAAUAAUUUUCUGAAUCGACAACAACGUCUUUUUAAUUCUGGUUCAACUGCUUGUGAAGAACAAAAAAGUGAAGCCCGUGAAGGAUACGAAGAGCGCUGUGAACCGUCUCUUCCUUGGCUGCGAAAUCGAAAUAUGAAUAGGAAUUGUCCUGAUAUUAAUACAUGGAAUGAAUUAGAUGUUUAUGAAAUCGGAAAUGGUGGUGGUUUUGAUUUGGCCACAUUAACAAAAUUAUUACCGCAAGAUAUGUCCGUAGAAAAAAUUGUUAGUGGAAUUGUUACCGGUGUUAUCGCUGGAGGUUUAGGUGGAAAGAAGAAACGAAAUGCUGCCGAUGAAGAAAGAUGUGAACCUAGCAUGCCAUUUUAUCGAAACAAAGGCAAAGAACGAAAUUGUCCUGAUUUGGACACAUGGGAAGCAUUUAAAAAUUAUGAAAUUGGAAGUGGUUUUUCGGUGGAAGAUUUGAAACCUAAUAUUAAUAUUAAAUUACCGAGACUUCCAACCGCCGAUGAUGCAGUAAAGAAAAUUCUGGGCGUCGAUUCACGAGGAUACAAUCAAUAUUCGAAUAAUGAUGACAAAAGCGAUGAAGCAUAG
Messenger RNA from Didymodactylos carnosus, 2559 nucleotides. Lineage: Eukaryota; Metazoa; Rotifera; Eurotatoria; Philodinida; Philodinidae. The record is from the annotation of a GenBank genome assembly.